Molecule: messenger RNA, 975 nt
Organism: Cyanistes caeruleus (blue tit)
Lineage: Eukaryota; Metazoa; Chordata; Aves; Passeriformes; Paridae
Source: RefSeq, a predicted model, not a curated record
CACCCGCACCACCACGCCUCGGCGGCCGGCAUGGCCCUGGGACUGCACCCCGCGGCGCCCGGCGGGCCGGGCAUGCCGGCGCAGGCGGCUCUCUACGGGCACCCGGUGUACGGGUACUCGGCGCUGGGCGGGCAGCACCCGGCGCUCUCCUACCCCUACUCGCAGGUGCAGGGAGCGCACCCCUCCCACCCUGCCGCCGACCCCAUCAAGCUCAGCGCCGGCACCUUCCAGCUGGACCAGUGGCUGCGGGCCUCCACUGCUGGCAUGAUCCUGCCCAAGAUGCCCGACUUUAACUCCCAGGCUCAGUCCAACCUCCUGGGGAAGUGCCGCCGGCCCCGCACGGCCUUCACCAGCCAGCAGCUGCUGGAGCUGGAGCACCAGUUCAAGCUCAACAAGUACCUCUCCCGGCCCAAGCGCUUCGAGGUGGCCACGUCGCUCAUGCUGACCGAGACACAGGUGAAGAUCUGGUUCCAGAACCGGCGCAUGAAGUGGAAGCGCAGCAAGAAGGCGAAGGAGCAGGCGGCGCAGGAGGCCGAGAAGCAGAAGGGGGGCGGCGGCGAGGACAAGGGGGAUGAGGAUCUGCUGCUGCCCGCCCCAGAGAAGAGCGCCGGGAGGAGGAUGCGGGAGCUGCCCGACAGCGAACCUGAGGACGACGAAGAGGAGGAGGAGGAGGAAGAGGAGGAGCGUCUCAGUGCAGGGGCGAAGCUGCCCCAACAACAGAGCUGCGGUGCCAGGCGGCUUUCGGGGAGAGGCGGCGGCGAUCCCCGCUGUGAGAUGGUUUUAGGAGCUCAGGGCCUGGCCGGGGCCAUUCCCUCCCGAGGGAAAGGAGGGGGUAGCGCCGCUUUCCAGGGGUGGCUCGACUUCCAAAGGAGCGAGGCGCUCCCCUGCCCUCCUCCCUCCCCACCCCGCCGGUGGAGCGCGGCGUUUUCGAUAACUGCGCGAUUUAUCUCGCCAAUAAAUUUGCAGAUCAAUUAA